CCCCUGCCGACGUCGCAGGCUGGAGCUCACCUGGGAGACUCCAAGAGGAAGCCGAGCCUCGGUUCGGCCUCUCCCUGGCAACGCCGGAGGCCCCGCGGGAAGGCAGGAGGCGGCGGCGGAGGAGGAGCUGGACUAAUCGGCAACUGUAGCGACAGCCACCGGAGCCGCCGCCGCCACCUGCACCUGGCGCCCGGUCCACGUCCAGCGCCCGCCCGGCCGCCGCUUCCCGCCGCCUUGCCCUGCCCACCCGCCAGUCAACAAACGUUUACUGGGUACCCAUUACAUCACCAACAUUGUGGUAUUGCAAUUUAAGGAAACCUUCUUGCCAGCAAAUCUAUGAUAAAAGAUAUAUGUAACAGAGGAAACUGUAACUGUUACUUGUCGAGUGACAAGCUUUUAAUGUCAGAAUGGCUCACCUAAAACGACUAGUAAAACUACAUCUUAAAAGACAUUACCAUAAAAAGUUCUGGAAGCUUGGUGCAGUAGUUUUUUUCUUUAUAAUAUUUUUGAUUUUAAUGCAAAGAGAAGUAAGUGUUCAAUAUUCCAAAGAGGAAUCAAGGAUGGAAAGAAACGUGAAAAACAAAAACAAGAUGUUUGAUUUAAUGCUAGAAGCUGUAAACAAUAUUAAAGAUGCAAUGCCAAAAAUGCAAAUAGGAGCACCUGUCAGGCAAAACAUUGAUGCUGGUGAGAGACCCUGCUUGCAAGGAUAUUACACAGCAGCAGAACUGAAACCCGUUCUUGACCGUCCGCCUCAGGAUUCUAAUGCGCCUGGCGCUUCUGGCAAAGCAUUCAAGACAACCAAUUUAAGUAAUGAAGAGCAGAAGGAGAAAGAACGUGGAGAAGCAAAACACUGUUUUAACGCUUUUGCAAGUGACAGGAUUUCUUUACACCGAGAUCUUGGACCAGACACUCGACCUCCUGAAUGUAUUGAACAAAAAUUUAAGCGCUGUCCUCCCUUGCCUACCACCAGUGUCAUAAUAGUUUUUCAUAAUGAAGCAUGGUCCACACUGCUUAGAACUGUCCACAGCGUGCUCUAUUCUUCACCUGCCAUAUUGCUGAAGGAGAUCAUUUUGGUGGAUGAUGCUAGUGUAGAUGAGUACUUGCAUGAUAAACUAGAGGAAUAUAUGAAACAAUUUUCUAUCGUAAAAAUAGUCAGACAAAAGGAGAGAAAAGGUCUGAUCACUGCAAGGUUGCUAGGAGCAACAGUAGCAACAGCUGAAACGCUCACAUUUUUAGAUGCUCACUGUGAGUGUUUCUAUGGCUGGUUAGAACCUUUGUUGGCCAGAAUAGCUGAGAACUACACUGCUGUCGUGAGCCCAGAUAUUGCAUCCAUAGAUCUGAACACGUUCGAAUUCAACAAACCUUCUCCUUAUGGAAGUAACCACAAUCGUGGGAAUUUUGACUGGAGCCUUUCAUUUGGCUGGGAGUCACUUCCCGAUCAUGAGAAGCAAAGAAGGAAGGAUGAAACUUAUCCAAUUAAAACACCCACUUUUGCAGGAGGCCUUUUUUCCAUAUCAAAAGACUAUUUUGAAUAUAUUGGAACUUAUGAUGAAGAAAUGGAAAUUUGGGGAGGUGAAAAUAUAGAAAUGUCUUUCAGAGUGUGGCAAUGUGGUGGGCAGUUGGAGAUUAUGCCUUGCUCUGUUGUUGGACAUGUUUUUCGCAGCAAAAGCCCUCAUACCUUUCCAAAAGGCACUCAGGUGAUUGCUCGCAACCAAGUUCGCCUUGCAGAAGUCUGGAUGGAUGAAUAUAAGGAAAUAUUUUAUAGGAGAAACACAGAUGCAGCAAAAAUUGUUAAACAAAAGUCAUUUGGUGAUCUUUCAAAAAGAUUUGAAAUAAAGCACCGCCUUCAGUGUAAAAAUUUUACAUGGUAUCUGAACAAUAUUUAUCCAGAAGCAUAUGUGCCAGACCUUAAUCCUGUUAUAGCUGGAUAUAUUAAGAGUUUUGGUCAGCCUCUAUGUCUGGAUGUUGGAGAAAAUAAUCAAGGAGGCAAACCAUUAAUUUUGUAUACGUGUCAUGGACUUGGGGGAAACCAGUACUUUGAAUACUCUGUUCAAAAUGAAAUUCGGCAUAACAUCCAGAAGGAAUUAUGUCUUCAUGCUGCUCAAGGUGUUGUUCAGCUGAAGGCAUGUGCUUACAAAGGUCACAAGACAUUUGUCACUGGAGAACAGAUAUGGAAGAUCCAGAAGGACCAACUUCUAUAUAAUCCAUUCUUUAAAAUGUGCCUUUCAGCAAGUGGAGAGCAUCCAAGCUUAGUGUCAUGCAAUCCAUCAGAUCCACUCCAAAAAUGGAUUUUUAGCCAAAAUGGUUAAGUGUUCCUUAAAAUUAAGGAGUUGAAAAAGGAGAUAUUCUUUCUUAUAAAACUGUGACUAGGCAUACACUGUAGUUUUUGAAAAUUAUGCAAAAGCAGCUAAUUGUAACUUAUUCCAAGUGCAUUUUUCUUAUUUAUAUCUUAAAAUGUCUAUGUAGCACCGCUACAGAAAUCCCUUAACUUUCCACUUCAAAGCACAAUAGCUAGUAAUACCAAAGACUAUUUUGAAAUGUCCAGAUGCAGAGGAAAAAAUGUUUACAGAAUGAUGAAAAUAAUUUUCCAAGUAAAGCGAUGUUUGUGUGCUUUGUACACUUGAGAAUAUGCAUAGCUACAUUCACACACUCACAAUUUAAAAUUUUUCUUCUAGUUUUUUUGGGGGGAGGGAGAAAGAUUUGAUACUGUAUUUUUUUAACUACAUAGAAAUGGAUCAGUGAAGGUCAAAAAUUGGCCUUUGUGUAAAACCAGGAAAUUUUUAUAGAGCUAGAAUUUAUUAUAUAAAAAUACAGGUAAACUUCUUUUGCAUUUUGUUAACUUAUCUGUCAAAUAUUUCCUUAAACAUGAAAUUAAAUGAAUAAGGAGAAGACUAUUUUUAACACUUCAAUUUCUUGGCAAAUUUAAAAAUAUUUCUUAAAGUUCACUUGACUUGAAGCAAAAGACUUAAAAAAAUAACUAUACUGUGUGUUUUCCCAAAGAAAUUUUUAAAAAACCUCUAAGUCACUAUCUGUUAAAAAGGUGUCUUUUUCCUUUCUGUUAGUCUUUUUUCCUAUCAAAAUUCACUGAUCUUGAAUGUUUAUGAAAUUGAAUUUCAAAUGCAGAAUACUUGACUCAUUUAAAGCAAAAUUUUUUUUGUUACUGAUUCAAUUAUAGAUUGUCUUUGUAAUGAAGUUUUUCACCAAAAAACCGUAUUACUAUCUAUGGAAAACACAAUAAAACAAAUUCUUAUCACUAUUGUAAUGAUUUAAGUUUUUUAUUUUUUGGAUAAAAUAUAUAAUUGAUAAUAGCUAGGGGGAGCAUUAAUUUUGUAUCCUGAUUUUCUAAGCACCAACUGCAGAGUCAUCAGAUAUUUCUGAAGGGGAAAAAACAUUUAAUAGUAAUGGCAUAAAAAGUGGGGAAUGGAGAAGAUUCUGUGUUAGAUAUUUAGAAAAUUUUGUACCAAUUUCUGAUAACUUUCCUUGAGCAUAUGCUAGAGUAAUUUUUUUAAAAUGUGAUGCUUACUGAGAAGAUUUAACAAUUUUUGGUCAUUUUAUAUAUAGAUCUAUACUUAUUGAAGAAGUAAUGUAUGAUCGGCUUUAUGUUUUAAA
Messenger RNA from Kogia breviceps (pygmy sperm whale), 3609 nucleotides. The record is from RefSeq and is a predicted model, not a curated record. Lineage: Eukaryota; Metazoa; Chordata; Mammalia; Artiodactyla; Physeteridae.